Messenger RNA from Momordica charantia (bitter melon), 960 nucleotides. The record is from RefSeq and is a predicted model, not a curated record. NCBI's taxonomy places the organism in Eukaryota, Viridiplantae, Streptophyta, Magnoliopsida, Cucurbitales, Cucurbitaceae.
AUGUUUCAGAUGCUUCAGACAGUGGGUAAAUUUCAUGGACAUGCUACGGAGGACCCGCAUCAACAUUUGAAAUUCCUUAUGGGAGUUUGCAAUUCAUUCAAGGAUGAAGGAUUGAGCAAAAAAGUGAUGAGGCUUAAGCUAUUUCCGCAUUCACUUAGAGAUGAAGCCAGAACGUGGUUGGAGUCCCUUCCUUCAGAAUCUAUUACAAGUUGGGAUGACUUGGCUGAGAAGUUCCUGAUGAAGUACUUCCCACCCAACAAAAAUGCUAAGUAUCGCAAUGAGAUCAACAAUUUUCAGCAAUUUGAUGGGGAAUCACAAAACCCUGCUGAAGCAUUUAAUAUUUUGGAAAGAAUAUCAUCAAACAAUCACUCAUGGUUUGAUCCUAAAGCUGUUCAAGGAAAAUCGAGCAAGGCGCUGGUUGAGUCUGAAUCAUAUACUACAUUGAAUUCAAAGAUUGAGAAUCUGACGGACUUGGUAAUGAGAAGUAUAACGCAGCAAAGUCCAGCUGGAGCAUCAGUUGGUAUGRCUAAUGUUAAUCAAAUUCAAGGAAUUUCUUGCUCUUUCUACGAAGGAGACCACCAUUACAACAACUGCCCUGGAAAUCCGGAGUCAAGUGGCAAUCAAGGAGGACACAAUGCGGGAACAUCUAAUGCUCCAGCAUUUCAGCAAAAGAGGCAAUCCGAAGGAUCAUUUGCAUCAUUGGAAAAGCUGAUGAAGCAAUACAUGGCCAAUAAUGAUGCCACUGUGGAAAGACAAGUUUCACCAUUAAGGAACCUAGAAUUGCAAGUAGGCCAGUUAGCUACGGAUCUGAAUAGCAGACCGAUUGGAGCAUUACCCAGCGACACGGAAGUGCCAAAAAGAGAUGGUAAGGAACAAUGCAAGGCCCUCACUUUGGGAAGUGGUAAAGCAUUACCUCCGGUGCAUCUGAAUGCCCCAGCAUUGAGCAAGGAACAUACUUAA